AUUUACUCUUUUGGUUCUUGUUGUUUAUAAGAUCCAAACUGCCAAACAUUUUUUCUUUCUUUCUUCGUUUCCUCUUUAUCAAAAGCUACUAUUGAUCUCAAUUUCAUUUGCUAGUAGGAUAUGUCAAAUUCUACUAGUAAAUGUUCCUUGCCAAAAAAGAGUGGUUCCAAUUCUAACCGGUUCAAGUUUUUUAUUCCUCGAAACAACAAAAAUAAACAGCAACAAAACGCCGUUGAACCGAUUAAACAAGAUGUCUCGCAAGUCGAUUUAUAUAAGUCAAUUUCACCUGUUAAACAAGAUGUCUUGCAAGUCGUCUCAAAAGAGUCCAUCUCACCAAUUCCUGUUAGCGUGAAAAAUUUGAAUAAUAUCUUGUCCUCGUUCACUCCAAAAUUACAAACUAAGAGCAAAGGAAGCAAAAGUUCCGAGUCUGUGGAGAAGCCCUACUUCGUUCUUGAAAACUUGUGGGAUUCUUUUAAAGAAUGGAGUGCCUAUGGAGUUGACGUUCCUCUCACACUGAAUGAGGAUGAACAUGUCAUACAAUACUUUGUUCCUUAUUUGUCUGCAAUUCAACUCUAUGUUGAAGAUGAAGGAUUGGCCAAAAAGGCCAGUGAGGAAAGUGGUACUUCUGUGCCUUCAAACAAGACACCUCAUAAGCUUGUCUAUAAAUAUUUUGAGCAUGUUUUGCCAUUUGCACGCCUCCCCCUUACUGAUCAGGUUUCAACUCUUGCUAAAGAAGAUCCUUGCAUAAAGAAUUUGAAGAGCUCUGAAUUAUCAUCCCGCAGUUGGUUUUCCGUGGCUUGGUAUCCGAUUUACCGUAUCCCUCUUGGACCAACGAUGAAAAACCUCUCCGCGUCGUUUCUUACAUACCAUAAACUGUCAACUGAUUUCAAAAUCAAAACUCAACAGGAGAUGCAUGGCGGAAAGUUGAUAAUGUCCCUCCCAAGUUUUGGCCUAACUACUAAUAAGGUGAAAGGGUCAAUUUUGCCUUUUCCGGAGGCGUCUGAAUCUCGUCUGUUGAACUCGCAUUUGAAGGCUGCUGCUGAUUGGUCGAAGAAUUUGGAGGUCAACCAUUAUGAUCAUAACCAUUUUGUUAAGAAUGGUAAGCAGUGGGUAGAGUAGAAGGUUUCUUGAGAUGAAUGAAAGUUAGGAAAGACUUGGUUGUCAUUAGGAGUUUCUAUAGUAGGAAGUUGAAAACUCAAUCGUCUCAAUUUUUACCUUGUUUGGAGUUACAUUAAUGGCUGUAUCUUGUCAAUUUACUGUGGUUCAUUAUUAUGAUAUUUAUGUUAAACUUC
Messenger RNA from Lathyrus oleraceus (garden pea), 1292 nucleotides. RefSeq lists its product as uncharacterized. The transcript has 6 exons. The coding region runs from base 121 to 1119 and encodes 332 amino acids. NCBI's taxonomy places the organism in Eukaryota, Viridiplantae, Streptophyta, Magnoliopsida, Fabales, Fabaceae. The record is from RefSeq and is a predicted model, not a curated record.